UUUCCCAGUGUAUAACAGCAAUGCUGUUUAAAGCGAACUUGUCCAGUCCUAGGGCACAGAGAGGACCGCGGAGUUGAACUAGACACAGCAGAAUACGCAAUCGGACCCAAGCACAUAACAGGAAGCGAUUUACAGAAUGGAAGACCUUGAGCUGCGCAGCUACCAGAAGGAAGUGGUGGAGAGAGCGAUAAAGGGGGAGAACGUCAUCAUCUGGUUGCCCACCGGAGGGGGCAAGACUCGGGCCGCCGUCUACGUGGCCAAGAGACACCUGGAGACCAACCCCAAGGCCAAGGUGGUGGUCCUGGUUAACAAGAUACAUCUGGUGGCACAACAUUACACCAAAGAGUUUGACCCUUACCUGGGCAAACAGUACAAGCUGGUCCAGGUCAGUGGAGACUGCGAGGAGAAGGACUUCUUCAGCUAUGUGCUGAAGAAAUCGGACCUCGUCAUCUGCACAGCACAGAUAUUGGAGAACGCCUUGGCCACCCCCGAAGAAGACAGACAUGUUGAGCUCUCGGACAUCACUCUGCUGAUCAUCGACGAGUGUCACCACACCCACAAAGAGGGAGUUUACAACCAGAUCAUGAGACGCUACAUCGGCAGGAAACACAACGGAGAGGGCAAGCUGCCUCAGAUCCUGGGCCUGACGGCGUCCCCGGGCGGUGCCAAUACUGUACCGCAGGCUGUGGAUCAUGUCCUUGAGAUUUGUGCCAACCUGGACUCAGCCAUCGUGUCGGCUGAAGUUCAUGCCCCAGAGCUGGCAGCGAAGGUGCCGAGGCCUCGCACCACUUUCGACAUCGUGGAGAAAAGACCUGAGGAUCCGUUUGCAGAUCAUUUAACCUCUAUGAUGCUGAAGAUCCAUGACUACUUGUUCAAAGCCGACCCUAGCCUGCAAUUCCGGGAGAUCGGCACACAGGACUACGAGGCAGACGUGGUUGUUCUAGAAGAGAGCGGUGUGAUACAAGGAAAACGACUGCUGGCACAAUGUGCGCUCCACCUCAGGCAGUACAACAACGCCCUGCUCAUCAACGACACCCUGCGCAUGGUGGACGCCUACAAGUCGCUGGGUGAUUUCUACGCGACCAAGGCAAACACGGCCAUCGACAAGACCGACCGCUUCCUCAUAGAGCUGUUCAGAAAAAACCAAGAGAAGCUGAGUAGUCUGUCAAUUGAUGUUCGCUAUGCGAACCCCAAGAUGGCACAGCUCCAGACCACUCUCCUGAAUCAGUUUGGCGAGAGUACGAGUUCCAGGGGCAUCAUAUUCUCCAAGACCCGGCUCAGUACCAACUGCCUUCUAGACUGGGUUUCCAGUAACCCAGCCCUGCAGAAGGCCAACAUCACAGCGGCAAUUCUGACCGGCGCAGGCAGUGGCAACAACUCCAUGACCCAGAAUCAGCAAAAAGACACAAUCCGAAAUUUCCGCACUGGUACCCUCAACCUCCUGAUCUCCACCAGUGUGGCGGAAGAAGGACUCGACAUCCAAGAAUGCAACCUGGUGGUGCGGUACGGUCUGCUCACCAACGAGAUUGCCCAGCAGCAGGCUAUGGGGCGCGCCCGGCGUAAUGACAGCGUGUACGCUGUGGUCGCCCAGCGGGGGAGCAAAGAGGUCGUCAGGGAGUUCGUAAACGACAACAGGGUGAAGUCGAUGGCAGAAGCCAUCGCAGAAAUCCAAAAGAUGACUCGCAUGGAGUUCCGCAAGAAAAUCACUGAGAUUCAAAAAGUAUCAAUUAUGUGUUUGAUUCGUGCUGCAAAAAAUCGACAAGAAAGAAAGAGUGUUAACAGCGCCACCGUUAUUAAGAUCAUUUGUCGAAACUGCUUCACUCCGGUGGCCACGGGCAGCGACAUCCAACUCCUGGACAAUAGCCACUACGUCAACGUCAACCCUAAUUUCGAGAUCUACUACAAUACCGGUGGGGAAGUCCAUCUUGAAAAGACUUUUGAGGACUGGGAACCUGGCUGUAUCAUCAAUUGCGCAAAUUGCAACCUGAAAUGGGGAUAUCAGAUGAAGUACAAGAAGUCAGUGUUGCUUGCCAAUGUAAAUAUCAAGUCCUUUGCCCUGGACACCCCGAAUGGAAGGACAACGGUCAAGCAGUGGAAGAAGGUUCCGUUCGUUGUUGAGGACUUUAACUUCCUAGAAUACUGCAAUGGGCUUCCUGGAGACCCUAUGGAUUGACACUGCUCUUCCUGCAAGGAAUUGUGGGUAUCCUUCAGGCUGUCAUUUUAGCUCAACUUCUUUAUCUUCUUCUUGCUUACAGGAUUUUAUGAAAUAUUAAGUCCCUCUCAUGUGUUUUUCAUGUCUUUUCUUGCACAUCCAUUUCCAGUCCCUGCAGUGCAUGCAAGUACGGUUCAGUAAUAUUUGCUGACUGGUUAAACCUGCACUUUGUAACUUUUUUAAUAAUAAUAAUAAUAAUAAAUGAAAUUUAUAUAGCGCUUAAUAUGAUACUCUAAGACGCUUUACAUAUUGCCAUUUUUGACCCCAUAUCCAUGAGUCAAUCCAUCCAGGAAUAUUUUCAAUCAAUCGUUUUAUUCUGGUUCUGGUUUUUCACCUUCUCUGUGGAAAUCUAAAGACGGUAAUUGUCGCCUGAAAAUUAUAUAUUUAUAACUGCUACAACUUAAACCACUAGAGGCUGCUAUUGGGAAAACGUACAUGUAGCAAUACGGCUGCUAUACGCUAGCUAGGGGGCUGUUAAGGGCUCCUUCAAACAGAAGGAAUAAAUGUGGUGGUGUUGUAAGCCGGUUUAUCGUACGUAUUUGUAUUGUAUUUGUUUGCAGAUAAUCAUUCAUGGUGCUGGCUCUCCAUGUUACUAUGCAGGCGAUAUGCAUGUGUAAUAUGCCAACCUGUGCACACUGAUUGCUCAAUGUGUAACAGGUGUGCAGCCACACCGAGCCCCAGAGUCCAAUCAGUCUGGCUCGGGCCAGGUGAGGCUGCUAAAACCAGCCAUUAUCCACAUACACUCCACAAUACAGGUUUCAAUUAGAACUCACACCUAUCUUUAAAAGAUAAGCACUUGCAACUUUUAAGUAAGUUGAGAAUGUUUAUCUUACUCUUGUAUCAUGUGUCAUUUUGAUAGAAAUUACCUUUUUUUUUCUGUGAGUGACCCUAAAGCUAUGGAGGCUGGGUUGUAGUGUUGAGUGUGUAGUAAUAUUAAAAAUACAAACUCCAAUUACUGCAGAAGGUGGGACAGGGCGGGGUCUUCUCUUGACUAUCUGCUAAGAUGUUUUGCCAAGUUGUACUUUAGUACUUUUAUCCAAAAAGAUAGAUUAUAUGAAAUGAUGUGUGAAAUUAUAUGAGUUGUUAACUAUGAUUGUUAACGAAGAUUCAAUAAAAAAAAAAAAAUCAUCUUAUAUUGUGGGUCAGUCAAUAUCUGCAUGUGAAAUGUAGCAGGUUCCCUCCUAAUAAUAACGAGGAAGAACAGACGGAUUGCUUUAUAGAUGGAGUCUUGCUAGUCGUAGCCAUAUAGGCUUCAGCUUAUAUCAUUUUUAAGAGUAACAAACACAUGUCAUCCAUACAGUGUGUUGGCAUAUACAUGCAUACACUUACCUACAUAUAUACAUGCAUGCAUACAUACACGCCUACAUAUACCCAAAAGGGUCAAUACUCAAUACAAUCCUAAAUAAUGACGUUAUCCAUAAUGAGAAUAACGAUGUUCAUCAUCAUCACCAUUAUCAACAUUCUCAUAGAGUGAUACUACUCAAUGCCUGUACUUAUCUAGUGUCAUGUCUUUGAACCUUUUUUUAAAUUUGAAGACCUUCCUACUAUGUUUUAAUUCCUCUGGUAAUGCGUUCCAUAACGUCAUGCCACUGACAGAUAUGCACCUGCUUUUCAUCACUGUGUUACAGGUAGUCUAAGUUGUUUCCAAUUUGAGUUAGCCUAUGAGGGCAUAACCCCCCUCUCUUAAACAUGUUUUUUAUGUUGGGAGGAAGUAAAUUAAUACGAGCUUUAUACAUAAUUAAGGCAGUUUUCUGGUUCACCAGGUCAAUGAAUUUC
Messenger RNA from Gadus chalcogrammus (walleye pollock), 3988 nucleotides. RefSeq names its product DEXH (Asp-Glu-X-His) box polypeptide 58 (gene dhx58). Gene Ontology annotation, biological process: response to virus; positive regulation of interferon-beta production; innate immune response. The record is from RefSeq and is a predicted model, not a curated record. Lineage: Eukaryota; Metazoa; Chordata; Actinopteri; Gadiformes; Gadidae. The coding region runs from base 137 to 2173 and encodes 678 amino acids. Gene Ontology annotation, molecular function: DNA binding; ATP binding; double-stranded RNA binding. Gene Ontology annotation, cellular component: cytoplasm. The transcript has 12 exons.